GCUGGCAGUGGAAAAAGCUGAAUUAUUAAUCUGAACUAGUACACUUUUUGCAGACUACCUGUGCUGUUCUCCCAGCUCUGCGUUUCCUGCCAUAAAUGCUAAGACGCGUUCUGGGCUAUGGCGCCCUGGGCACCGGCCUUAUCAGUACCGGACUGAGUCUGCACACGAAUGAUUAUGAGCUGAACUCGCUGGGCAUUGUGCGAUUGUCGCGGUCGGCUUGUGCCGUCGUUGAUGUGGCGCUGACCUACAAGCGGGAGUUGUACUACAAGGAGUGGGACAAGACGACGCCCGAAUACAAGGCGGAGAAGAGUCGCGUGCACAAGAUUGCCGCUGAGAAGCUGCUCAAGCUGAUUUGCACGAAUAAGGGCGUGUAUAUCAAGGUGGGUCAGCAUAUUGGUGCCUUGGAAUAUCUGCUGCCCAAGGAGUUUGUGCAGACAAUGAAGGUGCUGCAUUCGGAUGCGCCACAGAAUCCCAUUGAGGAUCUGUACAAGGUGAUCAGGCAGGACUUGAAACGCAAUCCCGACGAUAUAUUCGAUAGUUUCGAACGCGAACCCCUUGGCACUGCCUCAUUGGCCCAGGUGCACAGGGCACGCCUGAAGACGGGCGAAAUUGUUGCCGUCAAAGUGCAGCAUCCAUAUGUGAAGGGUAACUCUCGAGUGGACAUGAAGACCAUGGAAUUGGGCGUUAAGAUGCUGGCACGCAUAUUUCCCGAUUUUAAGAUCCAGUGGCUGGUCGAGGAAUCCAAGAAGAAUUUGCCCAUUGAACUGGACUUUCUCAACGAGGGCAAAAACGCAGAAAAGGUUGCUGAACACUUUAAGAAAUACAGCUGGCUGCGUGUACCAAAAAUCUAUUGGGAGCUGAGCACAUCUCGUGUGCUAGUCAUGGAAUAUUUGGAGGGUGGUCAUGUCACUGAUUUGGACUAUAUAAAACGGCACAAAAUUGAUACCUUUGCGGUGGCCAAUAAGAUUGGUAAACUCUACUCAGAGAUGAUCUUUUCCACGGGCUUCGUGCACAGCGAUCCACAUCCCGGCAAUAUACUCGUCCGUCAAACGCCCAAAAACACUUUGGAAAUUGUCCUGCUGGACCAUGGCCUCUAUGCCAAUCUGAGCGAUAAGUUUCGCUAUGAGUACUCAAAACUCUGGCUGAGCAUACUGAAUGUCGAUCGGAAAGCGAUGCGUCAGCACAGCGAACAGCUGGGCAUCAAGGGUGAUCUAUAUGGUCUGUUCGUGUGCAUGGUGACAGGUCGGCCCUGGGAAACGCUCUUGCAGGGUAUUAACAAAGUUAAAUAUUCCAAAGAAGAGAAGAAUACGCUUCAAAGUAAUACAUCGUUGGUGCUGCCGCACAUUUCGGACGUGCUGGAGCAGGUGGAUCGCCAAAUGCUGCUCAUAUUGAAGACGAAUGAUCUGAUCCGGGGCAUUGAGUCAACGCUGCGCACACAGAAUCGCAUGACCGCCUUCUGGGCCAUGUCCAAGUGCUGUGUGCAAUCGUCAUAUGCGGAGCAACUGUCACAACAGUCAUCUGCAUCGAUACGUUGGCGUUUGCGGCUGUACGAGCGCUGGGAGCUGUUCAAGCUGAAUAUCUACUACCUCUACUUGGGUCUGAUUAACUUUGGAUUUCUGACCGCGCUCAAGCAGGUGUUGUAGCUCUACUGGCCUUAACCUUUGACUCGAUUAAAGUACAAAUUUUGUUGGCGAAAAAAAA
Messenger RNA from Drosophila grimshawi, 1701 nucleotides. It is a transcript of the gene Adck1, whose product is annotated as aarF domain-containing kinase 1. Lineage: Eukaryota; Metazoa; Arthropoda; Insecta; Diptera; Drosophilidae. The record is from RefSeq and is a predicted model, not a curated record. Gene Ontology annotation, biological process: mitochondrion organization; protein phosphorylation; lipid homeostasis. Gene Ontology annotation, molecular function: ATP binding; protein kinase activity. Gene Ontology annotation, cellular component: mitochondrial inner membrane.